Molecule: messenger RNA, 2692 nt
Organism: Mus caroli (Ryukyu mouse)
Lineage: Eukaryota; Metazoa; Chordata; Mammalia; Rodentia; Muridae
Source: RefSeq, a predicted model, not a curated record
UUACGUGACUCUGCUGUGAGUCUCCUGUUGUGCCCGUUUGUAGCACUGUGGUUUUAUGUGGUGUUGUAUUUAAGGGUUCUAUAAAUGUGGUUGUGAUUUCAUCCUCAGGAUGGAUGUGUGACUGUGACUAUCCAACCAUACAUUGUUGUGCUGUCAUUUGGGUAGGGUGUGCUUGUGAGGAUAGAUGUGGUUCCAUGGUGGGUGACUGACAGCAGCUGUGGCUCCGCUCCUCCAGAGGUACCCAGUGGAGAAAAGAGGAAUGGCGGUGGACCACGCCAAAAAUAAGAAACCGGUGGUGUUCAGUGACGUGUCUCUGGACUUCUCUCAGGAGGAGUGGGAGUGUCUGGGCCCCGCGCAGAGAGACUUGUACAAAGAUGUGAUGCUGGAGAACUACAGCAACCUGCUCGCAGUGGGACUUCACAUUCCCAAGCCUCAGGUGAUCUCUUUAUUGGAGCAAGGCAAAGAGCCCUGGAUGAUUGGUAAAGAGCUUACAAGAGGCCUGUGCUCGGCUCUGGAGUCAAUGUGUGAGAGCAAGUUAUUAUCUCUAAAGAAGGAAGUGUAUGAGAUAGAGUCCUGCCAGAGGGAGCUAAUGAGACUUUCAAAGCACGGCCUCCCGGGCUCCGGUUUUACAGAUGCUCUGGAAUGUGGAGGCCAAUUUCCAAGUGGACAUGGAAGCCAAGAAUUACUCACUCGGGAAUACAUGCCCACAUUCGUUCAGCAGACCUUUUUUACCCUACAUCAGAUUAUUAAUAAUGAUGAGAAACCCUAUGAAUGUAAGAAGUGUAAAAAGGUCUUUACCCAGAACUCACAGUUUAUCCAACAUCGAAGAAUUCAUAUUGGUGAAAAGUCUUAUGAAUGUAAGGAGUGUGGGAAGUCCUUCAGUUGUGGGUCACAUGUCACUCGACAUCUGAAAAUUCACACUGGUGAAAAGCCCUUUGAAUGCAAAGACUGUGGGAAGGCCUUUAGUUGUAGCUCAUACCUUUCUCAGCAUCAGAGAAUCCACACUGGUAAAAAACCUUACGAAUGUAAGGAGUGCGGGAAAGCCUUUAGCUACUGCUCAAAUCUCAUUGACCACCAGCGAAUUCACACUGGUGAGAAGCCUUAUGCCUGCAAAGUAUGUGGGAAAGCUUUUACAAAGAGCUCACAACUUUUCCAACACGUGCGAGUUCACACAGGUGAGAAACCUUAUGAAUGUAAGGAAUGUGGCAAAGCCUUUACGCAGAGCUCAAAGCUUGUUCAGCAUCAGAGAAUCCACACUGGAGAGAAACCCUAUGAGUGCAAGGAAUGUGGGAAAGCCUUUAGUAGUGGCUCAGCCCUCACAAACCACCAGAGAAUCCACACUGGGGAGAAACCCUAUGAGUGCAAGGAGUGUGGGAAGGCUUUCACUCAGAGCUCACAGCUUAGGCAACAUCAAAGAAUCCAUGCUGGUGAGAAACCUUUUGAAUGCCUGGAAUGUGGAAAGGCCUUCACCCAGAACUCACAGCUUUUUCAGCAUCAGAGAGUCCACUCAGAUGAAAAACCUUAUGAAUGUAAUAAAUGUGGGAAGGCCUUUAAUAAGUGCUCAAACCUUACCCGGCACCUGAGAACUCAUCGUGAGGACAAGCCCCGUAGCUGUAACGAAUGUGGGAAGACGUUUAGUAAUGAUGCAGACCUCAUUCGCCAUCAGGAAACUCAUACUAACGAGUAAUAAAACUUCAUCCUUGAGUUACUCUCUGACAUUGUUUGACUAGAUAUUUACAUUUUCAUCUGAAUUAUUUGGCUGUAGGCUAUGAGUUCCACGCCUCUGGGUAUUGUCUUCUCCCACACCACUGCUAGUUGCUUACUGGGUUUUGUAAACCUCUUGCUUGGGGAUCUGACAUACUGUGUUUAUGUCUGCUCAUAGCUCUAGGCCUGUCUUUUGUUUUCUAAACUGUGUUUCUUCUGAAGCUUGCACUAAUAGCAGCGUUUUAACUGUGUAAGCUUCAUGAGUUAAGGCCUUUGUAGAGCUCCAGGGUGGAUCUAAGGCGGUGCUGGUCGGUCUUACUGCUGUGUCUCAUGAGCUUGUUUUUAUUUUUAUUAUGGGGGGGGGGCGGGGAGAAAACUAGAAAAUCCAAAGCUCAGACAUGACGAUGAACUGUGAUUGUGUUGAUUUUAGAUGACGACUAUCAAAUCGGUAGAACGAGUUCUGCGGAAGAUGUGUAGUUUGUGUGUUUGUGUUCUUUCUGCAUCUGCUUUUGUCAUGUUAGAAAAUCAUUGUUGUAAUUGCUCUUUCAGCAAAUACAGAUUCUAAUUUUAAAGAUUUACUUAAUAUCUGUUAAUGACUAUUAUUCAUGUUAUGGUUGCUUCUGAAUUUUUGCAUUUGUAAAAGCUGUCUCCAUUACUAUGCCUCCAAACUUAAAUUUGGAUGUCUGAUGUUUUGUUUCUCCUAAAAAUGAGAACAUUUAAUGCUGAAUUUAUUUUCUCCUUGUACGCUAUUUUGUUCCUUUUCAUUAACCCUAGUCCUGAUGUCUUGUCAGAAGAAUAAUUACAGUUAGGAACAUGUUAUUCUUCCAGAUUAUUUUCUUAUCAGUAGUUGUUCUUCUUUUACAUAUUCAGUCAUGUGUACGCAUUGGUUUGCCAUGAGAACUCAAUGAACUCAUAAAUAGAACUUAUAGAUCUAUUCCUAGCAUAUAUGGGUUUAAUAAAAGGUUUCUCUGUUGUCAUUUGUACACUA